UUUGCCAUACAGAACGAUUCUUCUAUUUAUACCUUGAAAACAAGCAAUUUGUUAAGAACUGCUGACGAUCGUGACUUAGUGAUUUAAAAAGUCCAGGGCACGGUGUGUGGUCGUCACCUUUUACGUUUCUUGAUUUAACUGAUAUCCAGGCCCGAGAUAUAGUGAAGGUCCGAAGACGUGAAUGAGUCGCGAUUUGUAUAUCUCCCUAGCUAAGAUCACACAGUAGAGCAAGGUAGUGUCCAUCGAUGCUGCACGGAUGCGGCUCGAUACUGACCCUUGAUGGAUUAACCUAGCCUAGCCGAUGUUUUUCUCCUGUAUGGGCUAAUUGAGUUGGAGCCCUUCUGAAGGAGGAAGAAUCACCUCCCCAGACCGUUCCUCGAUCGCCUUCGGUCCAAUACCACCAGCGCCUGGGCUAGGGAAACCGUCGGCCUCGUGACGUCACUGUGGAGUACCGCUGCCGUGACCACGUAUAACCCCCCUCCGCGACACCGCCAUUGUGUACGGCCUUGGGGUGUCAACCGUCGUUGAGUUACGCGGAGCGACAAAAGAAGAAGGAAAAACAGCUUCUAGUCUAAGUGUAAUUUGUGUUAUUCCUUUUCGGACUGGAUCGAGAUGCAAAGGGUGACAACCCCACGCUAAUCAGGCACCGAACUGCUACCCUGAUUUGGGUUUCGAUUCAAGCAGAAUAUCAAGAUGUCUGUGGUGGUGGCUGCCUUUGUGGGGCUGUUUCUGUAUGGAGUCAUCCGACUACUUAACCUUGCAAGCCCUUCUCUCCCUCCAACCAUAUUUGCAAAAACCAAAAAUUCUGAUUUCUUUCAGGCUAUCAUUUCAUCAUGUCCUAUCCUGAGAGAACCAUAUGUACCACCACUGAUAUGGGGUAAGAGUGGACACAUCCAAACAGUGAUUUAUGCCAAGAUUGGGCGCAUGACCGAGCCUGUUCCAUCUGGUGUCAGACACACCAGAACACUGCAUGAUGGUGCAACUCUCACAUUUGACAUUUUUGAACCUAAAGUACCACACAAGACAGGUGAAGACUACUGCAUGUUGGUGUGUCCUGGUUUUGGAAGCAGCAGUGAAAGUUCCUACAUUAGAGCCUUAGUCACUAAUGCACAGUCAUCAGGUUAUCGUGUGGCUGUUCUCAAUCAUUUAGGCUCACUCUUCAGUGUCAAACUGACCGCUCCUCGUAUUUUCACCUAUGGUGGAUGGGAGGAGUUCCAUUUUAUGAGGCAAGAGGUAGAACAUCUUUAUCCGAGUUCAAAGCUAAUUGUUAUAGGUCUUAGCAUGGGAGCAAACAUCGUUCUGAAGUAUCUGGGAGAAGAUUGCAGCCACCAGAAUGGUAUCCUGUGUGCAUUUUCCAUCUGCCAGGGCUACAACAUCAAUGAGGCCAAACAGCUAAUGAUGAAAUGGGAAAAUAUGCGUCGAGCCUACUUGUACACAAUGACUGCCAACCAGAUCCGCCUCAUCAACCACCACCGUGAUGUUCUUUUCUCUGAAGAAAUUUUGCAACAGUUUGGCUUAGACCAACACAAGAUAAAUUCUGCGACAGUCCUAGCAGAUCUCGAUGAGCAUUUUUCAUGCAAACUUCUGGGCUGUGAAGAUGUUGUAGACUACUAUGAAAGAAACAGCUGUUGUCACUUCAUAAAUAACAUAAACAUUCCUCUUGUCCUGAUAAACUCGGAGGAUGAUCCAAUAAUACCUACCACCCUCUUCAAGUAUGCAAAGGAUUAUGCUGAAACUCAUGACCAAUCCCUCUUCAUUACUACAAAGCAUGGGGGUCACCUUGGCUACUAUGAAAGUGGAUAUCUUCGUCCACUUCAAGUGUCCUGGCUUGAUCGUUGUGUGUGCCAGCUUGCAGAUGCCAUAGUUGCCUUCAAGGAAAAGGAGCAGGGAAAAGGUGCCUUUUCAGCAUUGAAGGAUACAAUCGAGAUUGCUGAAGGGCGUUUAUUGCAGGAAAAAUGUAACAGUGAGGGUGAACUCAGGGAAGAGCGGCAAAAAGAAAUGGAUGAACUGCCUUCAUUUACCAGUGAUUAACAGAAUCGACAUCAAAGGAGUGACUGCUAAUCUGCUUUGUCUUUCAUGUGAAGCUUUUUUAUGGACUAGGAAAAAAAAGAGAAUAAUAUAAAGAUAGACAAGGUUUAAGUUCUGCAGAUUAAGAUCAGAAAUGUACAAGAUUUGAUUUUGCCAUCCUUAGUUAUUAUCCUUGUUAGUGAAGCAAUGAAUUUAAAUCUGUCAGAGAAAUCUGUAGUCCCGUCAGGGUUAUUGAAUGAUCAAACAAAGUCAACCAAAUUAGUCUUUCUUCUUAUUUGAUUUCACUUCAGAUUUGUUUUACAGUUAAAGGCAUGUUUGUUGGAUAAGGGAAAAAUCGUUUAAAAGAUAUUUUGAUAGAGUGUAUGGGUAAACAUCACCUACCAUUAUAUGCUCAAAGUCUCAGCAGAUUAAAGAAAGUAAAUGAUAUGAGCAGUGUCCAGGACUACUAGCCAGAUGCUGGUAAUGCUUGAAGAGUUGUCAUCAGCAUAUUUUGCUGGUAUUUGUUCCUCUUUGCAUAUAUAUUUUUUUCUGUCUUUUUACCAGUUUCCUUCCCCUCUGCCCUUCCCAGUCCAUAGAUCUUAAUCCUUUGUUUUGUAAACUUUUAUGCAAAGAGCAAAAUGUCAAAGAUUCUCUUUUUAUUAAGAGAAUGUAUUUAAUGCAUAGAUUAACUUGGUUUACUAGACUACUGAAAAUAUUUGUGUAAAUACAAAACUAAUUUUAAAGACUGUUUAAUCAUGAUUUCAGCAUUUUCAGUAAGUUUGGACCACUGUAGGAAAAAAACAGCUGUAGGCAUAUACUUGAACCUGGUUGCUGAAACUGGAAACAGAGUGGGUUUAUUUUUUUUUUUUUUUUAGUUUCUUUUCAAAUAGAGUAUUAAUAUGCAACUAAAUUCCAUCAUAAAUUUAUUGGCCAAUGUCUUACAGACAUGUCAGUUUUAUUUAAAAUUUUAUUUUUUAUUUAGUUUCAAUUAAGGUUAUGAAACAUGCAGAUAUAUACAUAAUUGGUUUACAUCCGUUUUCUGGUUAUAGGUUCAAUUUUUGUAGUGAUUGUAACAUUCAUAAUUAUAACAUACUGUGAUUAAAAGACAAGCAGUAAAUAAAAGUGCCUGCAGCUGAUGGGACCCUUUCUGAUCUAUGAACAUUAUACUUGGACAAACUACAUGACUUCUUUUGGGACUGUCAACAGAAAGGUGGAAAGUGAGAAAAUGUGUGUGUGUGUGAAUAAGUGACUGUGUUUAUGUUAAAGUGCAGAGAAAUGUACAAACUGGUUUGCAGCUUGGUUGUUAUAGAAAUGCUCUAUAGGAUAAAGUGAUGAGUGCAGAUAAUGAAAAUCUGUGUAUGUGUAUGAGAGAGAGAACAGUUUUUGUUAAAAACAACAGGAGCAGAAAAACAUUUUUCUUUGCUUGGAAAUUCUGCCAUUUUGGAGUUCACUUUGCAUGAGCAUGUUUGUCUUUUGUAUUAUUCUUUGAUUGUCUGCAUAGAUAUAGGAGGUGGGCAGGUUGUGUAUUAGUUAAAUGUUUCAUAAUAAUGAUUUUUGGGGGUUAACUAAUUAUUAAUCAUGUUUCUGACCAAAUGUCCUAUGUUCCACUUCUUAAGUGUUGACUUUAAGGUGCAUCUCCACUUCUUGUAAAUUUUGUAUAACCAAUGCAUUGAAUAGCAUUUGUAAAUCACAACUCUUUCAAGAACUGAUUUUACUAGUCAAUUAAUCAAUUGAAGAGUCUGUUUUAUGUACUUUUUGAAAGCAGUUUGGUCUUUAUUUUCGAUUAUUCUUUUUUUGUUAUGCGUUGCUAUAAUAGUUUACCUGAUCUCAGCUGUGUCACAUAUGGUAUCCGUUGCAUACCAAAGCAAUGUUUAGUCAACAUAUCUAUUGCAUGUAAACGUUAUCUAUACAAACAUGUUGUGCAUGUUUUUAUUUUUCUCUUAGCUGUUUAAUCACCUUGGUCCUGAGUUUUUCUUCCCAAAUAACUGUGCAUUGUUUUCACAGCUAUUUGCUUGCUUAUAUUUACAUUCCAGUCUGAUGUUGGAGGAGGGGGGUUUAAGCUAGAGAGCUUUACAUGCUGGAUAGCUGUAGCCUCACUAUCCUGGGGUAACCUGAUAUGACCCCAGUUGAAGCAAGAUUGAGUACCACUGGCUUAACUGACUUUGCAUAAAAAUUCUGGAGUAAACAUUAACUCAGUAUACCCAUUCUAUUUACUAAUUCUAGCCACCAUUGUAUAACUGGUGGCAUGAUAAUUGUAGCCAUGCCCAGUUUGUCAAUGUGAAGGCACUUAAUGAUGAUAGGUGAUUUCAUUUUAACCCAAAAUUCUAUUUAGUGUACAUAGUUUUGCCUGGAAGAAGUUAUAUCUGUAAUAACUUUCAUGUCAUUGUUUUGAAAUUUUCCUUGAAUGAUAAUGGUGACUUAGAGUAGGAAUGAUGUAAAUUUAAAGAAGCUUAGCAAGUAUUUUGAGCAUAUAAUCUUGUCCUGUAUGGCUUCUUUUGCCUUUUCCAAGUCAUAUUGAGAAACACUUUUGCUUUGCAGUCAUUAAAACUUCUGAGUAGAUUUUUGCCAGACCUCUUUUUUGGCACAAACUGCCAGCCAUUGCUUCCUCCAAUUCCUUCCCCUGCUCACAUGUAUUAGUAAUCAGCUUGCAGACUGACUUAAAAAUAGUCAUUAAAGGGAAGAGUUCUUUGUUAUUUUCUUAAAUGUAAAAUUAUUAUUUAUGAUGCCCAAAUUAAUGCCAUUUUCAUAAGUUGCAAAUAAUAGUUCUACAGCAAAUACAUGUGGGUAAACAGGUAUGUAGUAUGGAGCAUUAAGUAUGAAACCAUAAACCCAAGACCUCAUAAUUGCCAGACUUUCAUUAGGUUGCUAAGCGACUGUGGUUUUACUCCUUAACAUUAGGGGUAAAAUAUGUGUGUUUGGAGUUGCACUUAAGUAAGGACAUUUAGACAGAAAAUGCUGUUUGCCUGUCAAAUAGAAAUUAAAAAAUCCUAAAGCAUAUUUGUCAGAAUGUUUAUCAAUGAAAUUUUGUUAUUGUCUGUUUCGAAAGCUAUUGAAACAAGACUGUAUCAGAGGCAGAAAAUAUUCAUUUUUUUAUAUACGUCUUUAAACAGUUAUUUUCUUCCUGAUUUUAUUAUUUAAAAGUAAUGUUUCAGUGCCAUAUAUUGAAACAUGAGCUUUUGCAAAUUUGAGCAUGUUUGAAUGGUUGUAUUAUGGCAAUCCUUUCUGCAGUAUUUGUCUUUCGGCUACAGGGGUUGAUUGAAGCUAUUUGUAAUAAAUAUGAUUAUGGGUCUUCUGUGAUAAUUUUUGCCCCUACUGACUUGUCUGAAAAGACUUGGGAGAUCUUCAGGUGAAAUAACUGUACAUAUAUUACUAAUCUUGACUAAUGUGAACUGUUAUAUUUUGCAUGUGAGUUGUAUAUGCAUACAUAUUUGAGUAGAAUGGUUUGUGAAAUAUGCUAGUUCUUUCGGUGUCUUGAAAUAUUUCGCUUCAGGUUUAAUUUUCUCUGUGUAUGUGUGUGCAUUAGAACCAGGCACAUGUUUGUGUUUGCAUUUUGGACCAUUCAGUUGUCACCAUAACAUUUAAUAUGCACCCACACACACUCUAUAAAUAUAUAGUUAUUUUUUAGAUUUUAUUCUGCAUUUGUCUGACCUUUUUGCUGAAGAUCAGGAAAAAAAAUGCUCGCACAACUAGUUGAAAACUUGUCCUAAAAAUUUUUAUUCCUGGACAUUUACCAAUACUCUUAUAUCAGUUUAAUGACAUUUUGAAAUGUUACUCAGUUUAAAUGACUGGAUCAAGACUUCAACAGCACCAUUAAAGAGUGACUUUGAUCGAAACAUUCCAGAUUUAGUAUAUAAAUUCUUAUUCUGACACAAACAUUUAAGCUGGUUGACAAGCUAGUUCCGCUAUUCUGUACCAUAUAUCACUUUGAUGUUCUCUUAACUAUUUUCAACCUAAUUAUUUAUAAACAGACAGACUUGUGCAACUUAAAGUUUAUUUAAUGAGUAAUCGAAAAUGUUAUUAUGAUAACUACUUGGAUUUCAUUUUAGUACUGCCAUAAUCAUUUGUACCAUCUGAAGUCUGCUACCUCAUGCAAUUUUCACAUUUGAUUGUCUCUCAGAUAACUAGUGCUUUGCUUUGUGUCUUUACCUUGUAUAAUGUCGUGCCUUUUGCUGCAUAUUAUUGGUUCUGUAUGAGUAUUUUAACAUUAACCUGAUGUAAAAAAACAAAAAAGAGACUACUCGUGCUUAAGAUGUAUUUUGAGAUCAUUAAGAUUUUCGUGAGAGACAUGUUUGCAAUAAAAUUGACAUUUACUUAUAAA
Pomacea canaliculata is the source of this 6325-nucleotide messenger RNA. RefSeq names its product monoacylglycerol lipase ABHD2-A-like. The transcript is spliced from 9 exons. NCBI's taxonomy places the organism in Eukaryota, Metazoa, Mollusca, Gastropoda, Architaenioglossa, Ampullariidae. Gene Ontology annotation, biological process: acylglycerol catabolic process; sperm capacitation; medium-chain fatty acid biosynthetic process. Gene Ontology annotation, molecular function: monoacylglycerol lipase activity; acetylesterase activity. Gene Ontology annotation, cellular component: sperm flagellum; sperm plasma membrane. The record is from RefSeq and is a predicted model, not a curated record. Bases 694 to 2031 code for a protein of 445 amino acids.